UGCCGUUGCCUAGCUAAUAACCAUUGGACAUCUCCGACUGGAGUAGUAAGGUUUUAGGUUUCCACAACUUGCCUCCAGAAAAGGACAUUUAUAUCCAAUGAUAUGAGUACUGCUACUUCUUUACCAUAUGGAUCUAAAAGUUUACUGGAGUGUAGGAGCAGAGAAAUUCUCCUAGCACAGCCAGAUAAUGUCCCAAGAUUUCUGUCUAUGCAUCUGGAGAAGAUGAUACAUUCCAGAGAUGAACAAUCAACAGAUCCCAAGGAGGUUGCUUUUAAGUAUGAAGAGCAAUGGGAGAAUAUCUUCCUUCUAGAAAAGCACAAAAGGACAAAGAGUCUAAAACUAUCUGCAAAGGACUUGCCUUCAUCAACACCCAGCGUGUCCAGUACAUCCUCUGAGUCUGUCACUGUAUCAGCUCCCAUUGAGGAGAAAAGGAAAACAGGCAGCAAGACUUUAGCUAGGACUGCCAGCCAAGAAGAGAGUGUGCAUCCAGCUGAUAAAGAAGAGAGAUUUCCCUUCAGUAAGCCAAUACAAAAGGAGGAGACAAAAACAUCUCUACUAUCUCCAUGGCCUGUAAUCCCGCCUAUUCCGCAAAAGUCCCCUCAACAAGUUCCAAGCCAGGUGCAGGGACAGAAAUCGACCAAGAAGUGCGACAUUACUUGCCGUCUUAGUGAUUGUCCUUAUCACGUCAAGCAGAGAGAAAUGUCUCCAACUGUCAAAGAUCCAGUCAGGACCAGCGCAGGGCGUACAUUUAUAAAGGAUCUGGGGCUGCAGAAGUCAAAAGCAGAGCCGAGACCGUUCCAAGAGACUGUUCCAUACAGGCCUAAAGGAGGACAUGUUGUAGAUAGAGAAUUAGAGCCAAUAAGACAAGGAGCAGAGUCCUCUUGCCCACGUAGACUCCAGAUUAUUAAAUACAAGGGUAUGCAAGUGCAGCGCAGUCAACAUCCACCUCACUGUGGCAGGAUGCAUUAUAUCACCUUACAACCCAAUCUGCAGCGAUGGCCGGCACCAAAGAGCACCACCAUUUGUAAACCCGUAACAAGAACCCCUCCGGGCGUGAGCAAAUUACCAAAUUCAUAUUUGUCCAUCUGGCACAGUCCUCAACCGCCUAACAAAUACAGGCCCUGAUCUGGAGUUUUUGAUCACAUUUGACGCCUGCGAGUCCAGGAAGAUGGUUUCUUCUGGUUUCACUGACUUGGGAUUUACCAUGUCUCACCUCAUUUGGCUGUUUUGAGGUUGAUCUGACUUCAGUACGUUCACAUUUCUGGCCUCGCACAAGAAUAAAAUACUUAAGUGAUGCAAUAGUUGGCAUUUUUCACUCCUCCUGUAACCCAAAUGAAAGUGUCGUACUCUACACAUUUUCUUUCUGCUUGAAGGCCCGUUUGAGAAGGUAAUUGUCUAGACGAGGAAUCGUGUACCAGAGAGGCUUAAAUAAUUACCACCGACUUUCAUUCAACCUUUUAAUAGAAAUUCUGAAAGGUGAUUAUGUUUCGGUUUUAUUUCCAUGCAGGAAGGUAAAGUCUUCUCAGCCUUAUCGUCCUGUCGUCUCAAUGUUCAGGAUACCUGCAGAGGAGAUCACUAAGUUGUCAUGUGAUUACCAGAACUUGAAACUAGAACCUUUUUGUUCUUCAUCCCUCACUACCCAUGAGUGAUUGCAUUAGCUUACCGCUUUCUCCUUCGGAAUCUGAUAUUCGACUGUGACAAGAUACGACUUAUUAAUGGUUUAGGAACCUGUUUUGAAUUUUGGACAUCAUCAGUCUUUUGAGCCAUCUGAAACAUUCUCAGUUCUGUGGUCUCACCCGUUAGUCUAACAAAUUCUAGUGAAAAACACUGCACAUGACUCAGAAACAAGUGACACUGUUUAUUUCUGCAGCCUCUUUCAGCCAAGUCUGCCAAGUUUCCUGAGAUGACUCACUGGAUUUGGUUCUUAGAAGACCCACAAAAAGCCUUUUGACAUGGAU
Mugil cephalus (flathead mullet) is the source of this 1958-nucleotide messenger RNA. RefSeq lists its product as uncharacterized. Lineage: Eukaryota; Metazoa; Chordata; Actinopteri; Mugiliformes; Mugilidae. The record is from RefSeq and is a predicted model, not a curated record. Bases 103 to 1125 code for a protein of 340 amino acids. The transcript is spliced from 3 exons.